ACGAUUGGUUAAUGUUAGUCUCUCUGUUACGACAUCCAUUCAUUGUCUCUGUUAUUCCAUUUCUAGGAUGAAUAUUGAGUCGUCUAUCCAUCGUCCAUGGUUGGAAGAACAAUUUCAAGCUAACAGGUUGCCAAUGGAUUCUGUGGUUCCACAAGAAACCAUGUCUAUGGAUAACGAACUUGAGUGGCAACCUCAAUUAGGUAAACUAUUCAAUACUUGGGAAGAGGCAUGGGAAUUUUGGAAGGAUUAUGGGGGAAAAAUUGGAUUUAAUGUUCGAAGGCAAUAUUUUAAUCCAGACAAACAUGGAAUGGUUUUGUCUGCAAGAUAUGUGUGUAGUAAAGAAGGUGUUCGUAAGCCAGAUAAAAGAGAUCGCUUAACAAGUAAUCGUCGAUUUCAAACAAGAACUGGAUGCCCUGUUAAGAUGGGAAUUAAAUACUUGAAAGAUAUUGCCAAGUAUAAAAUUCAUGAUUUUUUUGAUAAGCAUAAUCAUGAGUUGCACCUUCCUGAGACGACUCACAUGCUUGCAUCUCAACGUAAUUUAUCUAAAAUUCAAGCUCAUGAGAUAGACUUGGAAGAUGAUGCAGGAAUCAAGCAAAGGGCUUUAUUUGAGCUAAUGAGCAGGCAAGUUGGUGGCAGAGAGAACCUUGGUUACACACGUGUGGAUCAAAAGAAUUAUCUUCGCAUCAAACGAUUGAAAAACAUGGCAUACGGGGAGGCUGGCAGUUUAUUACAACACUUUCAACAAAAGUGUAUAGAAAAUCCAUCAUUUUACCAUGGAAUCCAAUUAGACAUUGAUGAACAAAUAACAAAUAUUUUUUGGGCUGAUGCGAGAAUGAUAAUGGAUUAUGAAUACUUUGGUGAUGUAGUCACUCUUGACACUACAUAUAGUACUAACAAUGCAUAUAGACCAUUGGCUAUAUUUGCAGGAUUUAAUCACUUUAGAGGAGUGGUCAUUUUUGGUGCUGCGCUUCUUUAUGAUGAAACUGCAGAAUCAUUUGAAUGGACCACGCAAUGGCUAAAGCUUUACGUGAGGUAA
Trifolium pratense (red clover) is the source of this 1036-nucleotide messenger RNA. RefSeq names its product protein FAR1-RELATED SEQUENCE 5-like. NCBI's taxonomy places the organism in Eukaryota, Viridiplantae, Streptophyta, Magnoliopsida, Fabales, Fabaceae. The record is from RefSeq and is a predicted model, not a curated record. The transcript is spliced from 3 exons. The coding region runs from base 68 to 1036 and encodes 322 amino acids.